Molecule: messenger RNA, 3798 nt
Organism: Grus americana (Whooping crane)
Lineage: Eukaryota; Metazoa; Chordata; Aves; Gruiformes; Gruidae
Gene: TBX3
Product: T-box transcription factor 3
Exons: 8
Coding region: 505-2700 (731 amino acids)
Biological process (GO): regulation of transcription by RNA polymerase II; cell fate specification; central nervous system development
Cellular component (GO): nucleus
Molecular function (GO): DNA-binding transcription factor activity, RNA polymerase II-specific; RNA polymerase II cis-regulatory region sequence-specific DNA binding
Source: RefSeq, a predicted model, not a curated record
CCAAUCAAGGAGGCUCCAGCUCCCUUGUAACCCACAACACAUCCAUACAAUCUGGUGCACGCAGAGCACAGACUCACAGGGAAUUCUCAGAGCUGAGAGGCUCCUUCUCCCUCUCUCUCUUUCUUUUCCUCUCUUUCUCCCCCCCCCCCCUUUUUCUCUUCCUUUCUCUUUCCCUCUCUCUUUCUCCCUCUCUCCCUUGCUGGAGCGCUGCUGGAGCAGAGACAAGAGCGUAAUUCUUCCAGAUUUUUUUUUUUUUGAAGCGGAGUGAAAGAGAAAGAGAGGGGAAAAAUAAAAAGAAAAGGAGGGUGAAAGAAAGAAGAGAUCCUGAUGGAAAUCAGGGCACCCUGACCAGCUCCUGCUUGGAGAGGGGGGAAGGAGAGGCGGAAACGAGAUUUCCCUACAAGUUUUUGCUGCUGAAGGUUGCUCAGGAGCCUUCCUCGGUCGGCGAGGGGGGAAACCACUCCGGGACUACUCCAGCAGUAGGAAGACCGAGGAGUGGAGUGGAUGAAUAUACCGAUGAGAGAUCCAGUAAUUCCUGGGACAAGCAUGGCUUAUCAUCCUUUUUUACCUCACCGGGCACCGGACUUUGCCAUGAGUGCUGUGUUGGGACAUCAGCCUCCCUUCUUCCCGGCUCUGGCUUUGCCUCCCAACGGGGCAGCCGCCCUCUCCCUUCCCGGGGCUCUGGCUAAACCCAUCAUGGAUCAGUUAGUGGGGGCUGCAGAGACUGGUAUCCCCUUUUCUUCCCUGGGUCACCAGGCAGCAGCCCAUCUGAGGCCUUUAAAAACUCUGGAACCAGAAGAAGAGGUGGAAGAUGAUCCGAAAGUGCAUCUGGAAGCCAAAGAGCUUUGGGAGCAAUUCCAUAAAAGAGGCACGGAGAUGGUGAUUACCAAAUCGGGAAGGAGAAUGUUUCCUCCAUUUAAAGUGAGAUGCACUGGACUGGAUAAAAAGGCCAAGUACAUUUUAUUGAUGGAUAUUGUGGCGGCUGAUGAUUGUAGGUACAAAUUCCAUAAUUCCCGGUGGAUGGUAGCCGGCAAAGCUGACCCUGAAAUGCCAAAGAGAAUGUACAUCCACCCGGACAGCCCGGCCACCGGCGAACAAUGGAUGUCCAAAGUCGUCACCUUUCACAAGCUGAAGCUCACUAACAACAUCUCUGACAAGCACGGAUUUACCAUUUUAAACUCCAUGCACAAGUACCAGCCCCGGUUCCACAUCGUCCGAGCCAACGAUAUUCUCAAGCUUCCCUAUAGCACGUUCAGGACCUACGUUUUCCCGGAGACUGAAUUCAUCGCAGUGACCGCAUACCAGAAUGAUAAGAUCACUCAAUUAAAAAUUGACAACAACCCCUUUGCCAAAGGUUUUCGGGACACCGGGAAUGGAAGGAGAGAAAAAAGGAAGCAGCUGACCCUGCAGUCCAUGCGGGUGUACGACGAGAGGCAGAAGAAGGAAAACCCCACCUCGGACGAGUCGUCCAACGAGCAGACGGCCUUCAAGUGCUUCGCCCAGUCCUCCUGCCCCGCCGUGCCCGCCGUCGGCACCUCCAGCCUCAAAGAUCUCUGUCCCAGCGAGGGAGACAGCGAUGCAGACAGCAAAGACGAUCCCUUGCUAGAAGCCAACGAGUCGGGCAAAAUCAGCACGACCACCGCCACCACCCCAGCGCCGGCCAGCUCCGCCGCGGCCGCGGGAGACGACCCCCGGGAGAAGGGGGGCAGCCCCUCCAAAAGCCACUUCUUCCCCGGUGACUCGGCGGGGAGUCGGAGCCGAGAGAGGACGGAGAAAGCCCCUCCGGACUCCCGGCAUAGCCCGGCUACUAUCUCUUCCAGCACCCGGGGGGGAAGCCUGAGCGGCGAGGAACUGAAAAGCCCCCUCAGGGAUGGCCCCAAAGUAGAUGAGAACCGGCUGCUGGGUAAAGAGCCCUUCGCUCCCCUCACGGUCCAGACCGACAGCACGGCCCACCUGAGCCAGGGACACUUGCAGAACCUGGGCUUUCCCCCCACCCUGGCCGGUCAGCAGUUCUUCAACCCGCUGGGGAACGGGCACCCGCUGCUGCUUCACCCCGGGCAGUUCGCCAUGGGGGGGGCCUUCUCCGGCAUGGCCGCGGGUAUGGGGCCACUGCUCGCCACCGUCUCCGGGGCAUCUGCCGGUGUCUCGGGACUGGACAACACGGUCAUGGCCACGGCGGCGGCCCAGGGACUCUCGGGAGCAUCGGCGGCUGCUUUGCCUUUCCAUCUGCAGCAGCACGUCCUGGCUUCUCAGGGCUUGGCCAUGUCUCCCUUCGGAAGCCUCUUUCCCUACCCCUACACCUACAUGGCCGCGGCCGCCGCCGCCUCCAGCGCCGCCUCCAGCUCGGUGCACCGGCACCCCUUCCUCAACGCCGUACGGCCGCGGCUCCGCUACAGCCCCUACCCGCUGCCCGUCCCCCUGCCCGACGGCAGCAGCCUCCUCACCACCGCCCUGCCCGGCCUGGCCGCCGGUUCCAGCGAGGGCAAAGCGGGGGGGUUGACCACCAGCCCCGGUUCCGUACCCCUGGACUCCGCCUCGGACCUCACCAGCCGCUCGUCCACCCUCUCCUCCGGCUCCGUCUCCCUCUCCCCCAAACUGGGCGCAGACAAGGAGGCGGCCACCAGCGAACUGCAAAACAUCCAGCGCCUGGUCAGUGGGCUCGACCCCAAGCAGGACAGAUCCCGCAGCGGCUCCCCGUAACCCCCCCGGCCUCCGGGAGCUCAUUUCAAAGCAGUCUCUCAGUGCACUUUGUUUGAAAGAAACCACAUCCUCCUCCCACGAGUUGUUUUUUUACCCCCCUCUUUUAUUUUGGUUCCCCCCCACUUUCUAUUUUUUUUUUUAUUAAUAUACUCUCUCUCUCCCCCCCACCCCCGGCGUUGUGUGCGCGUUUAUCAGCAAAAAGGUAUCUGGUGAAGCAGGGGGGUGAGGGUAGGGAGAGGGUCGGGGAUGGGGGAGCGAAGCCGAGGUGGGAGAGCUGGGUCGGAGGCUGCUCACAGGGAGCAGGCUGGCCUGGCCGGGUCACCGGCGGGGUUGUGGCAUCCUCCUUUCUUCUUUUUUUUAACCGUGUAACAUUAAAAAAAAAAAAAAAAGAGAGAGAGAAAAAAAAGAAAAAAACAUCUAAAAGCAAAAAUAAAACAAAAAAUCAAACAAACGUAUGAAUAAAAAUUAAGUAAGAGAAGUGAUUUUUUCUUUCCGAAAGAAAAGUGUGUAAGUAACUCGCAUAUCGGUUCUUCAACAGUUGUUUCCUGGGUGGGUUGUUAACGACAACCCCCUUAGUCAAUAUUAAGGGAAGCUGUGUGUUUAAAAUAUUAUUGUGACGCCUGAAAGCCAGUCGGUGGCUUUUUUUGCAUGUUCCAUUGUAGUUGGCUUUUUUUUGGGAGGGGUGGGGUAUUUUUUUUUUAUUUCGGUGGGGUUUUGUUGCUUAUUUUUAAUGCUCGUUUCAAAUCCCAGGGAAAAAUUAUUAUUAAUAAUAAUAAAACCAGAAAUAAGACCCUUGUCCCUCUACCUUAAACAUUCUCCCUGUAGCAACAACAAUAAGAAGUGUAGUUGGAAAGAAAAAAAAAAAGUGAAUUUAUUUUAUCUAAAAACCUCUGUAGCUUGACUGUAGGUUUAUCACAGCUUUCCCUCUUUAAUUGUAUAUGCAAUAACAAGGUUUAAACAUGCUGAGAAGAAGAAAAGAGCGGACACUAUUAUUAAAAAAAGUAUUUAUGUAAUUAUUUGAUAACUCUUGUAAAUACGUGGAAUAUGAAUACUCGAAAUUAAACUUUAAUUUAUUGACAUUGUACAUAUCUCUGUAAA